AUCAUGCACUCCACAUUCAUUCUGUCCGUCCUUGCGACCGCCGUCUCGGCUCAACUUUCCACUAUCGAGAAGCACGUUGGAAGCCUCGCCCUCUCCUCUUCCUUCUCACCCGUCAAGGAGUCUUACUGGACCGGCUUGCCCCACCAUCGCCGUACUCCUUUCGCCGUCUCUCCUGAUGGCAAGUCGGCGUACCUAGCCUACCUGGACGCCAGCGAGACUGGUGUUCACAUCCAGCAGGUAGACCCCACAACCUUUGCUGCCGUUGGUACCGCUGUCACUGUUGCUGGUGGUAAGGAGGCCGGUGGUCUCGUUGCCCACAACGAUGGAUUCGCUCUUCUGACCAACGAGGCCCUGCCAUCUGGUACCGCAAACGCACCCAAGGAGAACACUCCCGUCGCCGUGCUCUACCGUUACACCUCCGGCAAGCAGACCUUCAAGACCUUCAUUGGUGGACCAUCCAACCCCGGCGGCAUGGGUAUGAUGGCUUCCCCCGACAUCAACGGUGACCUUGCAUACUCAGAGACCGCCAAGAUGUACGGUGCGUACGUCGUAGUCACCGCUUACUCUGGUGAUGCUGCAGGCCACUUCGGUGAUGCUAUUCAGUACGUUAACGACAAGGGAACACUCGAGCAGGUCCCAGGCGCUAGCUCCUCGUGGGGCUGCUCCCACAACACCGGUAUUGCCUUCGAGGCUGCCGACUCCGCACCUUUCGCCUCCAUCUGCUCGGAGGACCAGGGUGCUAUCUGGCUCAACACUGGUACUUCCGGCAUGGACAAGAGCGGAGUCAAGAUCUCCAACGAGAACGUGACUAACGGUGCCGGUAACGAGGCCAUGGGCGGAAUGUCAGGCUCAUACAGUGGCCUUGCUCGCUUCCAGGACAGCGAUGGCUACAUCUUCUCAUGGGUCUCUCGUGGUGCCAAGGAUCUGUCCAUCAACGACUGGAUGGGUGCCGGCUACACUCACUCUGUCAACCGUACCGUCAACCGCAACGUCGCCAUCGCCACCAUGAGCGACAAGAAGACUCUUGUCGGCGAGCAGGCCACCUCUGAGCUUGUUGCCGAUGGUGACUCCCAAGUCGAAUGGAUCACCCAGGGCUCCGCUGACUGCUCCAACGCUCACGUUGCCACCUUCGACAAGACCAGCGCUCUCGUCACCUGGGAGGAGAUCGCCGAGCCUACGUGCGAGUUCAUCGCCAUGGGCUGCAAGGGUGCAUACACCGGCUCCUACUUCCAGCUUGUCACCAACGGCAAGAAGGUUGGUACUCCCGUCAAGGCUACUGAUGUCUACGUUGCCGGUGACAUGGUUACCAUGGCUGAUGGCCGCAUCUGCUGGCCUUACGUUGAUAUGAAGUGGACUCUCGAUGCCCCCGUUCGCAGCCCAGCUAGCGUCAAGGCUAUCUCCUUCGCCUGCAUGAGCAAUGGUGGCAGCGCUGCCGCUCCCGCUGCUUCGGCUGCUGGUUCCGCGGCCGCUUCUGCCCCUGCUGCUGCCGCUCCUGUUGCUUCCGCCCCUGCUGCUUCCGCCCCUGCUGCUUCCGCCCCUGCUACUUCAGCUCCCGCUGCUUCAACUCCCGCUGUUUCGACUCGUCCUGCUUCAACCCGUGCUUCCUCGACCCGUCACCAGCCCGCUCCUUCGUCCACCUUCACACUCCCAGCGUCUGAGUCAUUCGACCCCACCACCGCACCUGCCUUCACAUCAAGCACUGAUAUCCCCAACCCCACCAUCGGCCCCGAGUCUUCCAGCACUCCUUGCACCGCCGAGGUUCCCCCCACCGAGACUCCUGAGGCUUCCGAGGUCCCCGAGGUCCCUGAGGUUCCUGCUGUCCCCACACCCUACCCCGAGAGCGAAGCCCCCGCUGCCACUCCCCUUCCCACUGAGGCUCCCUCUACUGAGACCCCCGACGAGGAGGACUGCGACGAGGAGCCCGAGGCCACAGCAACAGGCGCGGCCGUACCCCCCGCUCCUGUCUCGCCCACUGGUACUGGCUCUCCCUCGCGUGGCUCUGGCCGCCCCUACCCUACCGGCCAGUGGCAGCACGGUGGCCGCCCCGGCUCCGGCCGUCCCCGCCCCUCCGGUUGGGGAGUGUGGCCCAGCCGCGGUCACGGAAGGCCCACUGGCCGCCCCGGCGCGUUCGAGAAGUACGACUUCGAGAUGGGCAAGCCUACGAGCACUCCCUGCAGCACCCUUGAGACCCGUGUCAAGCCCACUGCCACCGGCGCUGCCUACUAA
Messenger RNA from Boeremia exigua, 2226 nucleotides. RefSeq lists its product as uncharacterized. Bases 4 to 2226 code for a protein of 740 amino acids. Lineage: Eukaryota; Fungi; Ascomycota; Dothideomycetes; Pleosporales; Didymellaceae. The transcript is spliced from 2 exons. The record is from RefSeq and is a predicted model, not a curated record.